Messenger RNA from Leptonychotes weddellii (Weddell seal), 2238 nucleotides. NCBI's taxonomy places the organism in Eukaryota, Metazoa, Chordata, Mammalia, Carnivora, Phocidae. The record is from RefSeq and is a predicted model, not a curated record.
AUGACUGUGGCACUGACCCCCCACUUCUCUCUUUCUGUAGCCGUCCAAGAACAAGUCACCUCUAAGUGUAGCCAGACCACGGCAAGCCCCCCGUCCAGUCAACCCAUGAUGCCCCCCAGAGCUGGGCUCCUUCAGAACAAUCUGAAUCCAGCAAUGAUCCCACCCACCAGGCACCAGAGCCGCGAGGGCAUGGGCAUGGCCUCGCCGACUCCGGGCAAGCAACAAGGAAUUCUCCACUGUAACCCCCCGUUCCCCAUACCCUCGUGGCCGGGCCAGAACCCCCCGGGCAGCCAUCGUCCGCAGAUUCCCAAGGCGGCCCCCUCGGGAGCGCCCCUGCCUAGGUUCUGUCCCAGACCCCUGGGCAGCCAGCUCCCGAGUCCCCACCAGCUCAGACAGCCCUGUGUGCCAAGAAUGCCCUCAGUGUUCAACGAUGCCGUGUGGGCGGUGGCCGCGGCGGCAGCUGGGACCACAGCGGUCUCGAGGGAGCCCCCCCCGAGCCACGUAGACCGUAGCACCCAGCCGCGCUUUGAUGGCGACUCGAUCUUCACCAAGGAGCCCGCCAGAGCCCCCCGGGUAGCCCCGACACGUCCAUCGCAGCAGGCAGUUGUGCCCCCCAAUCAGGUGGCCCCAGGAGGCAGGCCUGGCCAGAAGGUGAGUGCUGCUCCGGUCAACCCCAGCUUCGGCCUGCUGGGCAACCAGAGCCUCAAGCAGAGCCCGGUGCGGGGUCCCGUGCCCAUGCUGCACGCCGCCAAGUCCCUCCAGCAGGGCAUGGCCAGCUUUGGUCCCGCGAGUCCCAUACAGGGCAUCGAGCCGCCAAGCUCUGUGGCCGCCGCCGCCGCCGCCUCUGCCAUCACCGCCAGCCAGUCCCCAGGUCCAUUCGGCAGAACGGGUGCCCCCCCUGAGCUGCCACCCUACGACUUUUUGUCCCCGGCCCUGCCCCCACUAAACGGUCUGCUCUCAGCCCCUGACUGCAGUGAGGUGGGCUUCUCUGAAGCCCCCUUGAAAGGCCCCAGUGGGAGCCCAGAGGAGGGCUGGGUGUGCAACCUGAGGCUCAUCGAUGACAUUCUGGAAGAGCACGCCGCCCCCGCCCCCGCCCCCCAGAGUGCUGGGGGGCUUUAAGUGCCCGUAGAAACCCCCACGCCCUCACCACUUUAGGCAGUGGCGUGGAGCCAUGGCCAACCCACCGCCCGCCACACAGCCGCCCAGUUGUUUCCUCCCCACAACCUGAGUGGCAUCCGCCUGUGCUCAUCCCUCUCUCUACCUGUGACAAAAUGGAAAGCUGGUGAUUUUUCAAGCUACCUGUACAUAUUUGAAAAUUUUGUAAAUGGUUUUCCUAAACGUUAAUGACAGAAGUAUUUAUACUUCAUUUUGUGACUUUGUAAAUAAAGUGACGGCUUUUGUUUCAGUAGAGUUGUGUUUAUUAUGCAUUGUUUGUGUUUAUUAUACAUUGUCGCAAAUAGGCAGGCUGUGUUCGUUGCUCCGGCGCUCCCGUGUGAAGAAGCUCCAGUGCUACCUUAGAAGCCAGGUAGUUGAGUCGCUUACGGUUUUGAUGCAGUGAGACAUGUGGAUGUGACCAAGAGGCAUUGUACAAACUGACAAACGCCAAAUAGAAACCCCUUGGCCAUUUAUUGCCAUUUUCACUAAAAAUGCUAUUGUCUUGUGUGAUUCUUAAACUCUUGCAAACCUGUCUCCGCUGGCCCUUAACUGAUGUGCAUAUUACAGCAAGCUUUACAAGUGCCCUGCAGGGGAAAUUUGCCAGGAGCUUAAGAGUUCUGAGGCUUUGGGAGGGGUGUAGAGAGGGCCUGUGAGCUGCACACUGGCCGUGCUGUCCACCCUGAGGAUCCAGAGUGUCCUCUCUUUAUCAUUCAGAGAAACCCCCAGGCUCCCACUUCCCCAGUGGCACCUUGCAGGGCGGAGGUGAGAGGUUCCUGGUUUAAAGCCUUUCAGUAUUUGUUUUCUUGUAAGGUCUGUGGUUGGGGCGGGGGGGGUAGUCUGUAAACAUUAAUGGUUGACGGGGUUUGUCUUUGAUGGUUUUUAUCUGCAAUUAUCGUCAUGUAUAUUUAAGUGUCUGUUAUAGAAAACCCACACCCACUGUCCUGUAAACUUUUCCUCAGUGCCCAGACUUGUGUAAUCACGUUUUAAUUGCCACCUCCUCCUUCGCCUCUACAUUUGAAAUCUGGCGUCUGUUUCCAGCCAGUGCGUUUUUUCUUUGUACUGUAAUAAACAGCCAGGAGAAAA